Molecule: messenger RNA, 471 nt
Organism: Capronia coronata CBS 617.96
Lineage: Eukaryota; Fungi; Ascomycota; Eurotiomycetes; Chaetothyriales; Herpotrichiellaceae
Exons: 1
Coding region: 1-471 (156 amino acids)
Biological process (GO): proton motive force-driven ATP synthesis
Source: RefSeq, a predicted model, not a curated record
AUGGCGCAGUCCCUAAGAGCCAGUGUAAGUUCCCGAUCCAGUGCCAUGCGGCUACAAUUGACGAGGAUUUCAGGCUCGACUUCUAGCUCGUGCGAGCAUCAGAACGGUGCAGACUCCUCGUCGGAGCUUUGCAGUUUCCUCAGCCUCGAAGAUGCGUGCGUAACCCGGUCGUUUAUGUCAACACACUUACUUACAGUUGCAGCCGAUCUCAUCCAAGAUUUGUAUCUGAAAGAGCUUCGAGCAUACAAGCCUCCCCCACAAAAGGCCUCGGAUGCCGAAGGUCACGUCCAGAAAUUUGCUCCUCCUCCGCCUCCCCAGUCCCCGGAAGAGACCAAUCUUGCCAGCGAAAUGAAGGAAUACGAGGAACAAGUCGUGGAAAUUGAGGGGCAGAGCGCAGCUGGGGAAACGCAGGCGGAAGACGACUUCUUCGAGGAUAUUGAGGAAGACGACGACGAACCGGCACAUCAUUGA